Molecule: messenger RNA, 2850 nt
Organism: Brugia pahangi
Lineage: Eukaryota; Metazoa; Nematoda; Chromadorea; Rhabditida; Onchocercidae
Source: the annotation of a GenBank genome assembly
AUGAGAAUAACAUCAAUAGAACCUGAACUUCGUCGAUUUUUUCAAUGGUAUGGUGAAUUUGGUUAUCAGUGGCGAUGGUUCCUAAUCAUGUUUCCAUUGAUCAUAACUGCACUAUUAUCACUUGGUUUUUGUCGCCUUACUGCUUUAACUAUUGAUGAUCCUUUUUAUGUUUUCACUCCAGUAUAUGCCAGGUGGCAUCAAGAAUUUGACACGUUCGCUUCACUAUGGCCAUUGAAUGAAAACAAAUUUCUGCCGGGUAAAUCGUUUGAAAUGAAGCGAUUUAUAAAUGUACUAGUAAAAGCCAAAGAUGGAGGAAAUUUGUUGAGAGAGGAAAUAUUAGAUGAAAUACAAGGACUGAAUCAGUGGAUUAUGUUUAAUAUUAGCAUACCAACAACUGAUGGCAAGUAUAAUCUCACAUAUCAGGAUUUAUGUCUUAGCUAUGAAUGGAUAUGUGGAACAAAUGAACAUAUUUCGAUGUUACAAGAAAGGAUGAAAGUUGGCAAUUUUGUGGAAUUAACAUACCCUCGAGCUGGCAGUAAGUUUCAAGUUCUGAUGAAUAAUGAAAUCAAAUUUUCGGACACGCCUGUUUAUCUGGGAACAGUACUAAGUGAUGUGACUUUAAACGAAUCGAAUGGUACUAUAAAAGCAGCAAAACUGACUCAACUCUUCUAUUUCUUGAAGCAAGAAGCGCAUAUUGUUCGUCGUUACUCAACCGCAUUCUCAUAUGCUGUUGAGCAUUACUUAUUGCAUAAUUAUAAAAGUGAUAUUAUUUCACUUUCAUUCUCACAUUACCAUUCAUUACAGGACGGUUUAGCUGAGAAUGCAAAAGACUUCACUUGGAAUUUCCUUACUAGCUUCUCGUUACUCUGCAUUUAUGCUACCAUAUUUUCAUACGUCCUCAAAAAACAUCCAAGAACAAGCAUCGACUGGAUUCGUAGUAAGCCGUAUGUUGCGUGUGCAGGACUUAUUACAACAUUACUGGCAAUGUGCAGUGGUUUUGGGCUUGCGCUGAUGUUAAACAUACCGUACAAUGUAAUCAACACAAUUAUACCAUUCCUUAUUAUCGCAAUCGGAGUGGAUGAUAUGUUUGUAAUGAAUGCUUGUUGGAAUCAAACAGAUCAGACAGAUACUGUAUCAAAAAGAAUGAGUAAUAUGAUGGCUCAUGCAGGGGUCACUAUAUCUAUCACAAAUAUCACUGAUAUAUUAUCAUUUGCCGUAGGCUGUCAUAGCGAAUUACCGGGAAUUCAGUUCUUCUGCAGCUAUGCCUGUAUCACAUUCAUCUUUUGCUAUUUGUAUCAAUUUACAUUUUUUAUGGCAUUUCUUGCCAUAAUGGGCUCUGUGGAAAUGAAUCAACGACACUGCCUACUUUUCUACAAAGCUGACGAACAAUGCGUCAAAAAAGAAAUGAUUAACAGUGCUCGAUUCUGUAAUUCAAGGAAUGACUACGAUAAUAGUUUGCAGUGUUCGUCAACUGACAGCGGAUCUGAUAUAUCAUAUCGCUCUGGUAUCAGCACUCAGUCAAAUGGCAGUUCUUUGAAAACUGCCAUUAAAACUCUUAGUUUGAUUAUUGCUGUUGACGAACUAUGUAAUCAAAAACCAACUGAAAUGGUUGAUACUGAUAACAACUGCAUCACUGAAGGACUGUAUAUCACAACAAUAUCUCAGUUAAAAACUCAACCAAUCGAGAAGAAAAAGAAUACGUGGACACAAUAUUUCUUUGGUCAUAUUUAUGCUCAGUUUAUACUGCGCAAAGAAUGUGCUAUUUUAACUUACAUCUUCUAUUUUAUAUAUAUUGCUGUUGCUGUGAUCGGAUGUUUAAAUUAUUCGGAAGGAUUGGAACCAGAGAAUUUGGUUACAAAUAAUCAUUACACCUCUCAUUAUUUCGCAGAUUUGAAAAAUUUCUGGGUACGAGGUACUCAACUUCAUGUUGCUGUACUACAUCCUCCAAAUCUUACUGAUCCUAUUCAAAGAGAAAAAAUGAUGGCUGUAGUACAAGCAUUUGAGAAUACGGAAUACACAUUAGGUAGAGAUGGAACAAUUUUUUUCUUUCUGGAAUAUUUAAAUUACCUUGAUGAAGUCAACGCUGAACUGGAAAAUACGGAACGGAUUUGGAACACAAAAUUGCUAAGUUGGUUAAAAUAUACUGGAGGAAGUAAUCAGUGGGCAACAGAUAUCCACUUUAACGAGAAUGGUACUUUUCAAGCAUUUCGAUUUCAGGUAGCAAUGCAAAAUACUGUUAGCGCAAAUCAGCACAAAAAUGCCGCUCAAAAAUUACGUGAAAUAGCUGAUCGGCAACCAUUUAAAAUCGAAGUAUUUCAUGAAACGUUUCCGUUUGCUGAUCAAUAUAUAAUUAUUGUCCCAUCAACCAUUCGCAGUAUCAUUAUAUCGCUAAUCUGUAUGGCUACUGUGGCUGCAACAUUAGUACCUAGUCUAGCUCCAUGUACUUUAAUAAUCAUCUCUAUAAUAUCAAUUAAUACGGGUAUAUUUGGAUAUAUGACAUUCUGGGGUGUUCAUUUGGAUGCCGUAUCAAUGAUUUCCAUCAUUAUGAGUAUUGGUUUCGCUGUUGAUUUAUCAUCUCAUAUCACAUAUGCGUUUGUUAUGGCAACUGGCUCAUCAAAAGAACGAGUUAUUCAUGCUCUCGAAUCACUUGGAUGGCCCAUUUUUCAGGGUGCAGCAUCUACAAUCGCUGGUGUAUCUGUCCUCUAUACGGUCAAUGCAUAUAUUAUUUUAACAUUUUUUAAGACAAUUUGGCUUACAAUGGUCAUUGGAUUAUUACAUGGAUUAUUGUUUAUCCCAACUACUCUUAGUUUUUUCCCUUUGUCAUCUUUUCUUUGCAGCAAAAAGUUGUAG